Messenger RNA from Photinus pyralis (common eastern firefly), 959 nucleotides. Its product is annotated as forkhead box protein O-like. Gene Ontology annotation, cellular component: nucleus. The record is from RefSeq and is a predicted model, not a curated record. Bases 497 to 874 code for a protein of 125 amino acids. Gene Ontology annotation, biological process: regulation of transcription by RNA polymerase II. Gene Ontology annotation, molecular function: DNA-binding transcription factor activity, RNA polymerase II-specific; RNA polymerase II cis-regulatory region sequence-specific DNA binding. The transcript is spliced from 2 exons. Lineage: Eukaryota; Metazoa; Arthropoda; Insecta; Coleoptera; Lampyridae.
UGAUCGGCAAUUUCUCAUUUCGUUCAGCACACGGUGUGUUGUGUUCACAAAGAGAACGUAGCCUACGUUGCCGAGAAGUUUUUACGCACCCCCAACGUGUUUUACUGCGUCAUACGCGUGUGUUGUUCGGGCCCGAGUGUGACACGAUUUCCGAAAUUUUGCCCAAAAAUCGCCGACGCUCUGUUAUUGUAAAGUUAAAUUCUGUGAAUUAAUCUAGGAUUUUAAUAUUUAAGUGCGUCUUAAUACCAACGCGGGGCUAUCGCAAAACUGAACUUUUCGAACUCGUUAUCACAUGUACUGACGUAGCAAAUAUUGAAAAUGACUUGUUGAACUGUUGUGUGUUCUUUUAGUAGUUUGCCAUCUCACGUGCGCGUUCUCUUAGUAUUGCGUCGCAAAAUUUAUAUUUAGCGAAAAGGCUGGCCAGUGCGAUUCCCGAAUUUAUCGAGAGGAACAAUUAUAUAAUAAUCGCGGGUAAGUGGCUGUGAUAUUGAGGAAGAUGAACUUAAAUAUAAUGGAACCCGUCGCCGAAAUUGACGGUUUCGAACCUCAAACUCGCGCUCGGUCCAACACGUGGCCCUUGCCGCGUCCAGAAAAUUACGUCGAGCCCGGUGAGGAAUCGGGCAACAAGUGCGCCACUACGGGCGGCUUACCCGUUCCUGCUCCAGCGUCCAUCCCCGCUAAGAAGAACUCGAGCCGUCGCAAUGCUUGGGGCAAUCUCAGCUACGCGGAUCUAAUCACACAAGCUAUCACUUCAUCCUCGGAAAAAAGGCUCACACUUUCCCAGAUUUACGAAUGGAUGGUUCAGAACGUCCCGUACUUCAAGGACAAGGGAGACAGCAAUAGCUCGGCCGGUUGGAAGGUAAGGGCGUUGUGAUGUAUCCACAGCUUCACUUCACUUCAGUUCAGGUAGGACUGUUUCGCUAAUCCUCAUUUGUUAUUAAACGCUCCCUUAAAGAUAG